GGGUAGAGACCUACAACCCGCCAAGAUUCGGUGAUGUCUCCGGUCGGCUUCCGCGAUAAGAGCGGGAUCAGGUCCAUGCGCCAGCUCUUUCACCGGUGACUCAUCUUCGACUUCGAAAAACCCUGCGUGUUGUCAACGAUAUUCAAUUGACUCGGCGAUCACAACCGCAAUCAAUCUACCCCCGCCAACCAAACGGUAACUAUUGCAGGACCGUUAUCCCAACGCCGCUGAUCAAGCCCUGCUAGUCCCCACUCAUAGCGCGCGGCCCAUGGCGUCCAACCCGUACACGCUGUACUACGCCCCAGGCACGGCCAGUCUGUGCGUACACUGGAUGCUGAUCGAGGCCAACCUGCCCUUCGACGCGAUCCCCGUCGACUUCACCACGGGGGCCCAGCGCACCGAGGCCUACCGCCGACUGAACCCGACCGGGCGCGUCCCCACGCUGAUCGUGGACGGCGAGGCGCACGGGGAAAGCACGGCCCUGCUGAUGCUGCUGGCGGAGCGUCACCCCGACCGCGGGCUGAUGCCGGCCGUGGAGCAGGCCGCGACGCGCCCGCAGUGGCUGCAGACGAUGGUCUACCUGGCCAACACGGUGCUGCCCGCGAUGCGCGACUGGUUCUAUGCCGACACGGACGGCCCGGCCGACGGGGCGGCCGCGGUGCGUGCCCUGGCGCGCCGACGGAUCGAGGGGGCCUGGGAAUCACUGGACGCGCGCCUGGCCGGACCAGCGGGCCCCCGCGGAUCGCCUUCCUUGCACAAACCUCCAGGUUAUCUCGUCGGGGAGACCCUGACGACGGCGGACUUCCUGGCCGUGAUGCUGAUGCGCUGGGCGCGCGACAUGCCCCGACCGGCGACGAGCUGGCCGCAUCUGGCCUCGUACGUGGAUCGCCUCACGGCCUUGCCUUCCUGGAAGGAGGUCUGUCGUCGCGAGGGUUUGUCCGAUUGGCCCCCGGCCAGGGAUCGGUGA
Messenger RNA from Aspergillus aculeatinus CBS 121060, 967 nucleotides. RefSeq names its product glutathione S-transferase family protein. The coding region runs from base 269 to 967 and encodes 232 amino acids. The transcript has a single exon. Lineage: Eukaryota; Fungi; Ascomycota; Eurotiomycetes; Eurotiales; Aspergillaceae. The record is from RefSeq and is a predicted model, not a curated record.